AGAAAAGCGUAGAGGACGACGAGGAAAUCAAGAUGUCUUUGCAGGCGACGUGCUCUCUUUUGUUCGGCCUUCUGCAUCUUACUCUGGCUCAGCGGCCUGUCUUUGAGCCUUUCGUGGAGCUCACCGAGGAAGUGCCGCGGACCCAGAAGGAAGAGCUGCACCCCCCUGCUCUGGACAACCCCCGGGUCAGCAGUCACGGUUUGGGCUUCGGCGGCGCCUGCACUCACGACGCCCAGUGUGCCGAUGGUCUCAUUUGCACAAGCCAAGUCCCUGUACGAGUCGUGCGUGAGCAACGCCGAAUGCAGCCGGGACAACCCGAACGUGCAGUGCGUCGACUUCCUCUGCUACUGCCCGCUGCCAUACGUGCUCACCGAGGACCGACGCUGCCUGGCACCUCCCGGAUACGGUCACGUGGCUGCUGUAGUGACGCCCGUCAUCAUGCUUUCCCUGACAGCGGUGCUGGGGAUCGCCUACCUCUACCACCGGGUGUACCGCGACAGCUGGGUCCCUGCCGAGCCGCACGUGGUGGUUGUACCGUCCACCGCCACCAUUCCGCAAUCGGGGACGACACCGACGCAGCCAAAGCCGCGUUACAUCCGGGGACUGCCCUUUGUUGCCAGCCCUCCUGCCUCGCCGCAGCCAACGCCGGAAGAGCGCCCAAGUGACGGCAGUGACCACACGGGCAGCCCUUCGUCGGGGGCCACACCAAAGAGAGCAGCGUCCCCGAGCCCGGCGUCUCCCCGGUACGCCAGCAGCGGCGACGCGCUUCAGAAGGGCUGCGUGACCGUCGCCGUGUGUAAGGGCAUCACCAUCCGUACGCUCGCGCCAGAACCACCGGGGCCAGUUUGAAGG
Messenger RNA from Dermacentor silvarum, 852 nucleotides. RefSeq lists its product as uncharacterized. Bases 244 to 849 code for a protein of 201 amino acids. The transcript is spliced from 6 exons. The record is from RefSeq and is a predicted model, not a curated record. NCBI's taxonomy places the organism in Eukaryota, Metazoa, Arthropoda, Arachnida, Ixodida, Ixodidae.